Messenger RNA from Echinococcus granulosus, 1815 nucleotides. RefSeq lists its product as hypothetical. Lineage: Eukaryota; Metazoa; Platyhelminthes; Cestoda; Cyclophyllidea; Taeniidae. The record is from RefSeq and is a predicted model, not a curated record. Gene Ontology annotation, molecular function: protein binding. The coding region runs from base 1 to 1815 and encodes 604 amino acids. The transcript is spliced from 5 exons.
AUGUACGAGAGGGUGGUGGCUAAGGGCAUGACGGGAGACCAUGCCGUCAAAAAGAAUGUACUAGCAGCGAAGAUUGAGGGACCCGGCGCUGGGAUAUGGCAUGACACGGACUGCUACUACUCACAUGGCAUCAAAGGUCGCUACUAUCCUCGUGGGGAGCACUGGAAGGCGCACAACGAUGAGUGCUCAGACUGCCAGUGUCUCGACGGCCGCCAGUACACGUGUGCGCGCACUCCAUGCAGUGCCCUCUUCCUGUGCCCCGCCGGCAAGGUCCCCGUCGCCGCUCUCGGCGACUGCUGCCCCUCCACCUGCGAGGAUGCUGCACUAGUGGCGCAUGCUCCCACAAUCGGUACCAUAACCAAGGUUGCCAUCGCUCAUGCUAGCCACGGCGAUCCGAAUCGUAAAGUUUGGUGCCUACUGCUUUUAUGUCCCCUGAAGCGGCACAAGCCUUCAGCAGCUGACUCCACUAUCGUUGAGGUUGACUUGUUCAACUUGAAGGAGAAAAUCCGUCGAUCUCUAAUCAAUCCAAAUGAGGACUUCGACCAAUCACUGCACGAGCUGGAACAGGCGCCCAUAGAAACAGCCCCAGAAGGAGGAAGGAGUGCGUCUGAAUGGCCACAGACCCUCGCCAAUAGCACAAAGUGCAAGCCUCUGGGUGACCUGACUGCCACCGCCGACACCGCCUCCAAUAUCCUCUUGCCCACCAAGAGCCUCGUAAUCAUCCGUCGCGCUUGCGUUAGUCUUAAGUGCGUCUGCUCUUCCGAAGGAAACUGGGUUUGCGCAGACUACUGCAUUCCCUGUCAAGGUGUGUCCACUCAAGGCACCAGCGCUGACACCGACGCCCCUGACAUAUUCCACCCCGUCCGACCUCGCACCGCCGAUGGCUGCUGCCCCAAAUGCACCGAUUCUGAUGAUAAGGAAGAAUCACCCGACUUCGGUAACCGAUACCCCGUCGCCAUCACCUGUUUUCUGGCCCCACUUGCACUGACUCCCUUCUUUGUGCUAAUAUCCUGCUGCAUCUGCUUGCGGUACCGUCAGAAACUAAAGAAAUUGCGUGCAACCGAGCUCAAUCAAACCAAAUUCCAUCUGGAGGGCGGACCGACCACACAUUCAGCACAAUCCAGCCUCGCUGUGCCGCUGACAAUCUCCACCAAUGCUGAGGGUGCCUCACCACCAAUUCGGUCUGACAAAGUGCCUGCAGUGUUUGGAGGAAGAGACAGUAUCCACCAAUCGCUGCUUUUCAGCGCAAAGCUCGACGAAGCCCCACUCGCCCCCAUCAAGUUCUGGCGUCUCAGUGCCUCCUAUUCGUGCCUUCCUGAAGUCCAUCACAUCCACACCGACUCCAACAAUCCUAAUUUUGAAGAUAGCACCCUACAGAAGUCCCUUCUCACCGCCACAACCUCCAGCAGUGAUGGCACACCAUCCAAAAGCCCCCAGAAGACCAUCGUAACUCAUCCUCCCAUAGGUGAAACUUGCAACAGCAGUCCCAUGUCCUCUUCCUCGCCACAAUUGACUAAAGCCGAAUUCAUGAUAACUGAAAGCAGCCUGGACUGGAGAAGUUGCCUGAGAAGGAGCUCCACCCAACCCAAAACCCACUUCUUCCCACAUGCGUGGAAAAAAGUACUCUCAAAAUCAGUCACAAGAGCAGCAACAGCUCCACCGUUGCCUGGGGAGCACGAGGUGAUGCCAUACUUUAGUGUACCACAAACGCACCCGUUAAAAACUACGUCGAGUGAUGUAGAAGCUGCGCAUCAAAUCAUCCACACUCACAACUCCGCAUCGACCGACCUCGCUGGCAUCUCUGAAGCAGUGUAA